UAGGCAUGCGCGUUAAAGUCGCCUCUCAAUUACCCACCGACUUGAGCAACUCGGCCAGCUCCUGUUUUCUCAAAACACCGAAAUACCCCAAAAAAAUAUCGAACGUGAAAACGACAAUACGACGUAGAAUCACCAAGUCUUUCCUCUUCUUCUUCGUUUUCCCUUCCCUCUCGCUCAAUCGAAGAAACCGAGACAAACAAUAUUUAAAAAAAAAAAAAAUUAAUUUUUAAAAAGGAAAAAUCGUCUGCGAAAAAGUCUUUCUCCAAAACCCAAUCCCUAUUUAAACCGCAAAAAAGCCAUCAAAUCCUUCACGACUCUCUUGCCCUUUUUUUUUUAAUUUUCCAAAACAAAAAAAAAGUCGCAACUCAUUCCAAACCGCCAACGCGAACUUUCUAGGAAACUUCUCUUUAUUUUCUUCGUUGAAGUGAUGCGAUUUGGGUUGUUUGGGCGCAAGCCUUUGUUGUUUCCGGUAAAUUGGCCGCGGUUUAUAAGAGCUUUUGGUUAGGGUUUCCAAAAAAAGCAAUUUAGGGUUUUCCGUUUUGUUCUUUUAUUUCUGAUGUUGAUGAUGGGGGAUGAUGACUAUAACGAUAGAUCCGGUUUAUUGCCAAGUGGCGAUCCCUCGGCUGAUUAUAAGUUCGAUGACUUAGCUGCCGAUGGUCUAUGCAUCGAUCUCGACAUCUUCAAUAGCAUUCUUGAAGAGAAUUUUGAUCCUCCGCAGAGUAAUCCAGAAGAUCCAUCACUUAGAAAUAUGUCUCAAGGGGACUCGGCUCCUGAAGCCAUCCAGUUUCUGAGUGAUGCUUUGCACAGCCCUGCUGUUGAGAAUACAAACUUAAUGUUUGAUCAUUAUGUUGAUUUUCCAACUAAUACCUUGGAAACCCUGGAAGCGCCUGAAAAUAAGGUAGAUAGGUCUAUGGAUUUUUUGUCCUUCGAUGCAGAUAUGACUUCACACAAUGUUACUUCUAAUGAGUCUACCAUCUGUCAUGGUUCUGAUAUUGUUAGUGAUGUUAGUGAUCCUUGUUCUGUUAUACCUCAUUACAUGAACGGAGAUGAUGCACAUUUUGCUGAUUCCUCAAUGCAAUAUUGGCCUGGUUUCUUAAAUUUUAUGUUUGAAGAAAGUAAGGAGGGUGAAGUAGUGGAAUAUUUGAAUGAGAGUGCGUGCUCAAAUGGUAGGAUAAUUUUCAAUGCUCAGGGUGGGACUGAUAAUAGGUCUGUGUCACAGCUCUCAAUGACUGAUUUCUCUGAUGUAAAGCAACAGCAUAUGGAAGGUGAAGGGAAUGGGCAUGUUUUACCGGCCUGCCAGAAUUUGUCAUACAUUGCUAAUGGUGACGUUUUUGAUGACAAAGGAUCGGUGCUGCCAUUCAUUCAUUCUCAACCUUACAUUUCAAAAAACAAGCAAGCGGUUUCUGUAAAGAAUGAAGAUAAUAAAUUGAUUACAUCUGGCAACAUUUUAUGUCAUUCUGCUGAAGCAUUAGAUGAGGCUAGCUGUAGAAGGUCUACUAACAGGGUUGAUGACUCAUUAUCUGUUGAUGAAGACUCGAAGCAGUUGUCUGAUAUUUCACCUUCUAUAUCAAAUCAGGAGUUUUUGGUUAAUGGCAAGGGUGCUCAUCAUUAUUAUCAUGACAUUAAUCUAAAUGUUAGUAGUCAAUCUUCCCUCUGUAGUGGACAUUUGAAUUUAACUUCCUCAGAGCAAUAUUUUUCCAGUGCUCACCCAAUUCCUUCAACCAAGAUGCAGAUAGGUUGUUUUGGGGGUGAAAGAGAGAGUAAGUUGAUUCCUUCAAGGAGUAUGGGUCUUUCAAAAGUCAGUCCCGAAUCUAUUCACAGCAAUUCAUCAGAUUGCAGAUCUCAUUUUGAUGAUGACCCUGAUAUAUGUAUUCUUGAAGAUAUCUGUCAACCUGCCCGCCCAAAUCAAUCCCUGGUGCUUGUAAAGAAGACUUCUAGUUUGCCGAAUACUGCGUUUAGUAGUCCAAAUACUGCAUUUAGUAGUCCAAUUCAUAACUCAGGAAUGGGGGGUAUCAGGCUCAAGGGAAAUGAUGAGCAGUUAAUUUUUCAGGUUGCAUUGCAGGGUCUUUCUCAGCCAAAGUCUGAAGCUAGUACUCCGGAUGGUGUUUUGGCAGUACCUCUUCUACGACAUCAGAGAAUUGCUUUGUCUUGGAUGACCCAGAAGGAGAAAGCUGGCUCGCACUGUUUGGGAGGAAUUCUUGCAGAUGAUCAGGGAUUAGGAAAAACUGUGUCAACAAUUGCACUUAUUCUCAGUGAGAGGCCCCCAUCUUCUACAGCAUCUUCUCAAGAUAUGGGAAAGGGUGAGAUGGAAACACUAAAUUUGGAUGAUGAUGAGGAUGAUGAUGAUGAUGAAGGGAUGAAGCAAGAAUCUGAUAACAGUCAAGUUAUGUCAAAUGGUGCUCCAAAGAAAAGCUCUUCUCCAUCAGGGCAAGCAAAGGGAAGGCCAGCUGGUGGAACUCUCAUUGUAUGUCCCACAAGUGUAUUGAGGCAAUGGGCAGAGGAGCUACACAAUAAGGUGACGAGCAAAGCUAAUCUCUCCGUUCUAGUAUACCAUGGAAGCAACAGAACAAAGGAUCCUUUUGAGUUAGCAAAGUAUGAUGUUGUCCUUACUACAUAUUCAAUUGUUAGCAUGGAGGUCCCCAAGCAGCCUCCUGUUCGUGGAGAAAAUGAUGAGAAAGGGAAGUUGGAAGGUGAACAUGCUUCAUCUCUCGAUUUUCCACUAAGCAGGAAAAGGAAAUACCCUCCUAGUUCUAAUAAAAAAGGAGUGAAGCACAAGAAGCAAUUGGAUGAAUUGCUUCUUGAUUCUGCUUCUCGACCUCUUGCAAAAGUUGCAUGGUUUAGAAUUGUUCUGGAUGAGGCCCAAAGCAUAAAGAACCAUAGAACACAAGUUGCUAGGGCCUGUUGGGGCCUUCGUGCUAAACGUAGAUGGUGCUUGUCUGGAACUCCAAUUCAAAAUGCCAUUGAUGACCUUUAUAGCUACUUCAGAUUUCUGAGAUAUGACCCAUAUGCCGCUUACAAGUCAUUCUGUUCUUCCAUAAAGAUUCCGAUUACUAAAAAUCCAGCGAAAGGGUAUCCAAAAUUGCAAGCUAUCUUGCAGACAAUAAUGUUACGUCGCACCAAAGGUACUUUUCUUGAUGGGAAACCAAUUAUAAACUUGCCACCUAAAGUGAUACAAUUGAAAAAGGUGGAAUUCACAAAGGAUGAACGUGACUUCUAUUCCAGAUUGGAGAGUGAUUCACGUGCUCAGUUUAAAGAGUAUGCAGCUGCUGGGACUGUCAAACAAAACUAUGUGAAUAUCUUGUUGAUGCUUUUGCGCCUUCGCCAAGCCUGUGAUCAUCCUCUUCUUGUCAGGGGAUUUGAUUCGAACUCUUCAUGGAGAUCAUCGAUUGAGAAUGCCAAUAAGCUUCCUCAGGAGAAGCGAACAUUUCUUCUGAGUCGUUUAUCAUCUUUGGCUCUUUGUGGCAUCUGCAAUGAUCCACCGGAAGAUGCUGUUGUCGCUGUCUGUGGUCAUGUUUUCUGCAACCAAUGCAUCUCUGAACAUCUUACUGGUGAUGACAACCAGUGUCCCACUACAAAUUGCAAAGUUCGACUCAGUGCAUCUUCUGUGUUUUCAAAUGCUGCUUUAAACAGUUUUCUCUCUGAGCCGCAUGGUCAGGAUAGCUCCCCUGAUUGUCCUGGUUCUAAAGUUGUAGAGGUAAUUGGGCCUUGUUCUGAGGAUAGUUUGAAUGAUUCUUCCAAAAUUAAGGCUGCCCUUGAGGUCCUGCAAUCACUAGCUAAACCUCAAGAUCAUAGAUUAAGGACUAGUGGCUGUCCAGAAGGUUCAUCAGAUCUCCAUUCUGGGGAUUCACCAAAUGGUUUUCCUGAUGAAAAAAAUGUGGUUACGGGUGAAAGUUUGAAUGAUUCCUGUAAGGUACCUGGAGAGAAAGCCAUAGUGUUUUCCCAGUGGACAAGGAUGCUGGAUUUAUUUGAAGCCUGUCUUAAAAGUUCUUCCAUCCAAUACAGAAGACUUGAUGGGACUAUGUCAGUUGCUGCUAGAGAUAAAGCAGUGAAAGAUUUCAACAUCCUACCAGAGGUAUCCGUUAUGAUUAUGUCUUUGAAAGCUGCCAGUCUUGGGCUGAACAUGGUUGCUGCAUGCCAUGUUCUUCUGCUGGAUCUUUGGUGGAACCCUACAACUGAGGACCAGGCAAUUGAUAGAGCACAUCGUAUUGGGCAGACUCGCCCUGUAAGUGUUUUACGAUUAACUGUAAAAGAUACAGUUGAAGAUCGUAUUUUAUCUCUUCAGCAAAAGAAGAGGGAGAUGGUUGCAUCCGCGUUUGGGGAAGAUGAAACUGGUGGUCGUCAGACGCGGCUCACAGUAGAAGACUUGGAGUACUUGUUUAUGGCAUGACAUUUCACUUUUAAGAUAACAAUGGUAGAUUUGCAUUCUUAAAUUGGUAGUGCUAGACUUGCAUGCCAAGGUCGGUGCAUCUUGUUGGUGGUGGAAUGAUUGGAUCCCAGCUUCUUCGUUUAGAACCAUUUCCUGAUCCAUGUUCCCGGCCUAGCGGAUGCCAUUUUGCUAACCCAAAUACCGAUUGUAGGUUCUUUUGGACAUGAGAGCGAGUAAGGCUCUACUGAGACACUCUGUGAAUAGUCACGAAAGAAUCCUCAUGAUCCCCUUACUCUUGGUCACAAAAGGAAAGUUAUUUUUCUUUAUUGGUUUUUUAUCUGGCCAUUGAUAGUUCUCAACCUCUAAUCACCUGUGACAUUGUAUAGGGUUUAAGGCAAUUGCGCCAUAACACGUAACAUAAUAGAGUUGAACGAGUGAUUCUGUUAGUUAGAGUUGUAAAUGAUAGGUCUCCAAUUUUUGUUUUCUUAUUCUUUUCUCUUCCAAAGAUACAGAAAUUGAAAGUUUGUAGCUUCAUCGGUAAUUUUGAGUAUACUAUUUCCCUGUAGUGUAUUCAUUCAUUAAUUUCAA
Messenger RNA from Durio zibethinus, 4954 nucleotides. Its product is annotated as helicase-like transcription factor CHR28. NCBI's taxonomy places the organism in Eukaryota, Viridiplantae, Streptophyta, Magnoliopsida, Malvales, Malvaceae. Gene Ontology annotation, cellular component: nucleus. Gene Ontology annotation, biological process: DNA repair. The record is from RefSeq and is a predicted model, not a curated record. Gene Ontology annotation, molecular function: ATP binding; metal ion binding; ATP-dependent activity, acting on DNA.